Messenger RNA from Closterium sp. NIES-65, 1242 nucleotides. NCBI's taxonomy places the organism in Eukaryota, Viridiplantae, Streptophyta, Zygnematophyceae, Desmidiales, Closteriaceae. The record is from the annotation of a GenBank genome assembly.
AUGGUGGAGCCCUCCCCCGGCUCCACUCGGUACGCCUCUGCCGGCCCCACCGCCCGUGAGCUCGGCGUGUUGAGGCCCCCCCACCACCGCCCUGACGCCUUCUCCUUCUCCCCCUUCACCCCCGCACCCCCCCCUUUGUCUGCAUCGGUGCGUGCCAGUGAGAGCGCGCGAGUGAAGCGCGCUGCCAGAUCCAUCGCCCCGCCUCCCCCUCCCCGCUCCCUCUCCCUCUCCCGCUCCCUCUCCCUCUCCCGCUCCCUCUCCUUCUCCCUUUCCUUCUCCCUCUCCCUCUCCUUCUCCCGCUCCCACUCCCUCUCCCGCUCCCUCUCCUGCUCGCGCUCGCGGUCGGUCUGCCGUCUGUCAGGGGCGGAGCCCCAGAAGCGCGACGACGAGGGCGUGAGUGCGCCCGUGUCCCCACCGCCCUGCAUGUCCUCCUCCUCCUCUCCCGCCUCCCUCUCUGCCACCUGCCCCGCCCACCCACGAGCACAGGAGGAGCGGCAGGCGCCGCGGCUCUGGUCGAUGGUGCGGCGGGAGGAGGUGGGGGUGAAGGGCGCGCACAUGGGCUGGGGGGACACCUCGUCCGACAUCCCCUCCUCGCCCUCGCCCCCUCCUCCUCCCCCCACCCCCACUGCCAGUGGCUCCAGUGCCUGGCGCCGCCCCGACGCGUUGCGCGAGCGCGAGCGCCAGCGCGAGCGCGGGGAGGGCAGCGGGCCGCUGAGGCUGUGCGCACUGUGGCGGGGGGAGGGCGACGGCACGUGGGGGGCUGGCUGCGCGAAGUGCGAGGCGGGCAGGGAGCGGCGCGAGGCGGAGGGGGGGCGGCCCAUGGAGGGCGCUGGGCUGGCGGAGGCGGUGGAGGGGGAGGCGAGCCAGGGGGGCAGCGCGGAGGAGUGCGGCUCGGAGGUGAGUGAGGCAUCGUCAGGCAUGUCGGAGAGCGAGAGGUCGUGGGGGAAGGAGGAGGCGGGGUCCGGUGGCAGGGAGGAGAAGGACGCCAAGGACAGCAUGGCCGCUGCUGCUGCUGGCAGCGCCGCGUUCAGGGACAGGCAUGCAAGCGCCCCUUGCACAUGCCACUUGCCCACCCACCUGUCACUUCCCCUCCCACCUGCCCCUAUCUGCCCGCCCACCUGCCAGCUGCCCGCCCACCUGCGAGUUUCCUUCUCUCAGCAGCCCCUCGUGCCGCUCCAACUGAGACAGCUGGCUCUCCAGCUGCUGUCUGCCAUGGGGGCAUGGCGGCAUGGGGGGGCAUGA